GCGCCUUUCUUUCUCCGGCGGAAGCGAUUGGCGGACGCGGGGCGAAAGAGGCGGGACGAAUUGCCGCGGGUUCAGUGCCGCCACUGGAACCGGGAGAUGCGGCGCAGGAGCUGUCGCUGUGUUGGGUUUUACCUGAAUCUCGUCUCCUGUGGCGGUGCCUGCUGCGGCUUCGGUCAUGUUGUUACCGUCGGACAUAGCGCGACUAGUACUGGGUUACUUACAACAGGAAAACCUCACUUCUACCUGCCAGACUUUUAUUUUGGAAAGUUCAAAUUUAAAAGAAUACGCAGAACAUUGUACAGAUGAAGGUUUUAUUCCAGCCUGCUUACUGUCCUUGUUUGGAAAAAACCUGACAACAAUUCUGAAUGAGUAUGUAGCUAUGAAAGCAAAAGAAACAUCAAAUGAUGUCCCAGCAAUUAUGUCAUCUCUAUGGAAGAAGUUAGACCAUACACUUUCUCAGAUCAGGAGCAUGCAAAGUUCCCCGGGCUUUGUUGCUAAUCAGAGAGUCCGAACAAGAAGUGGCAUUGCAGAAAUCAAACGACAGAGAAGGCUUGCGGCUCAAGCAGCGCCCGUCAGUUCAGACUUGCUGACUUUAGCGUAUCUUUCAGGGCAGUGUACUCCUACUCCCCCUCCUCCUCCCACAGCUACACAGGUUAAUCGGCUGGCUGGCCAGAUUUCAGCUCCUUUGAGAUCAAAUUUUAUAGUGGUCAACCAUUCACAGUCACAAGACACUGCUGCCACUGGAGAGGGUUUAAAUAUCAUUCCUGGUCCCCAGGAAAAGAAAACUCAGACCACAGUAAUGUCUCCUGCUAGACGCAAAAGUGAAUCUCAAAGGAAAAGUAACACUUUGUCUGGGCCUCAUUCAACAAUACGGAAUUUCCAGGAUCCAAAUGCAUUUGCAGUAGAAAAACAAAUGGUUAUUGAAAAUGCACGAGAAAAAAUAUUAAGUAACAAAUCUCUUCAAGAAAAGCUUGCAGAAAACAUUAAUAAAUUUUUGACUAGCGACAACAAUAUUGCACAAAUACCUAAGCAAACAGAGAGCAAUCCUACGGAACCGGAGACUUCAAUUGAUGAACUCCUGGGACUUCAGAGUGAAAUCCAUAUGUCUGAGGAAGCUAUACAGGAUAUAUUGGAACAAACAGAAUCAGAUCCAGCAUUUCAGGCACUCUUUGAUCUCUUUGACUAUGGUAAAUCAAAGAAUAAUAAAAAUAUGUCACAAGGCAUUUCCAGUCAGCAUCUGGAAACCAAUACCGGUGUAGUCUUAGCAGAUGGAACUAAUCUAGCAGUUAAAGGUUCUUUUGAAACAGAACAGUCUGAUGAUCAAUCUGGGCAGCCCCCAUUUUGUGCAUCCUAUCAAAAUGAAGACACCUCAAAUGCUUUGAAGAAUAGCAGCAACCAUGAGGAGCUUGGACAGGAAGCCCAGGAACACUUUCCUCAGAUAGGCUCUAGCAUCCAGAAAAAGGCAUUUAAAACAGUUGUACCUAAUGGACAGAAGUGUACCCUUGAUAUUACCUUUGAGUCUGUGCCUCAUUUGAAUGACUUUAACCAAAGAGUAAAUGCUGAUGCUGAAUGUAAUCAGCGUUGUGCUGAAUUGUACGCCCAUCAGAUGCCCACUGACACCGCCAUGACGCUGGAGGUUGGAAAGACUCCUCUACUGUCCAGCACACCGCGGGAGCCUCCCUUGCAGCCUGAUCCGGCCGCUCUACCAGUGACGUCGUUUGUUUCCCUUGGUGGUGAAACUAAUGGUGAAAACUUAAUUCUCUCUGGGAAGAGUUCUCAGCUUUUAUCCCAAACUAUUCCAUUAACUGGAAAGACAUCUAAAACAAGUCAAUUUUGUGAAAGCUCUAACAACACAGCAAGACUUAAAACUACUACUCUCCCUGGUUCUAAGUCAGACCCUAGAGAAAUGCACCAGAAUAAAACUGAGGUUCACGGUGUAUUGCCAGUUGCCUCACAACGUGCAGACUGCCAAGAUAAUUCUUCACUUCCAAAUAAAAUACUACCUCUGUCAGUUGAAAGUUCAGGUUUAAAUGUAUCCGAACAGGUAGACAUUCGUCUUGAAGAUUCGGUGUCUUCAGUUAAACAACCAUCUGAGGAUUCAUCAGCACCUGAGUUAAGUCAUUUGGAAAAACAUGAAAGUCAGCCCUCCAAGUCUGAGAAAGUCGCUGUCGAUUCACAAGAGCCUGCGUCUUUAAAAGAAGAUGGAGAUAGUAUUUUUCUCACUUUAGGUGAAGCUGGUAACUGUGGGGAGGUUGCACUGAUGGCUCCAGAAGGUCAUCCUCUGGAAGAGAAGCAGUCUCUUCCUUCAGAAUCUGUGUGUUCUUCGGUGGGAGAUUCUCCCCCUGAGUCCGAAAAGACUAGUGAAAAACCUGCAGUGGACAAUUCAACAGACAUAGAUGCAUCAAAUAUUGUCUCUCUCAAAAUUAUCAUUAGUGACGAUCCAUUUGUUUCCUCAGAUACUGAACUGAACAGUGCUGUUUCCAGUAUCAGUGGGGAAAACUUGCCGACUAUAAUACUGUCCUCUCCUGCCAAGUCUCCUGCCAAAGAUGCAGAGUUAGUUAAAUGCCUGUCUUCAGAAGAGACUGCAGGUGCUGUCACAUCUGCUGACAGACUAGGGGAUUCCACGCCAGGGGAACAAAGCCUUCUGGCCCUCAAACCUGAGGACUCUCCCGGAAACGGCGCUCAGAAUGAAGGCAGCGGUGCUUUCUCAUCCACCGUCACACCGUGUGUCUCCAAGGAUGGGGGGUACAUACAGUUGAUGCCGGCUACGAGCACGACUUUUGGCAAUUCAAAUAACAUUCUCAUAGCUACCUGUGUGACAGAUCCAACAGCCCUAGGAACAACUGGAAGUCAGUCUAAUGUGGUGGUGUUGCCUGGAAAUUCUGCCCCCGUGACCGCUCCACCACCCCUGCCCCAGUUACAGACACCCCCGAGGUCAAACAGUGUGUUCGCCGUCAACCACACUGUGUCACCCAGCUUUUCACAAGGAUCUGCCAUCAUAAUUGCUUCUCCCGUCCAACCUGUGCUCCAAGGAAUGGUGGGAAUGAUCCCUGUGUCUGUGGUUGGACAGAAUGGAAAUACCUUUUCUGCUCCUCCUCAGCAGCUCCUUCAUAUGCCUUUGGCAGCACCUGUAUGCAAUAGAAGUAUCCCUCAAAUUCCCAUCCCUCCAAAAUCUCAGAAGACUCAGGGACUAAGAAACAAGCCUGGUACAGGAAAGCAGGUAAAUAAUUUGGUGGAUUCAUCUAGUCAUUUAGUUGGAUGUCAUGCACAAAGAACUGAAGUGUCUGACAAGAGUAUGGCCACAGACCUUGGGAAAAAACUGGAAGAAAUGACAGUCCCCUUCUCAUUAGAGAGCGUAGUUCCAGCUAGCAGACCAUUCGAAAGCCACCGACGUGUGCUCUGUUUUGAUAGCACUGCUUGUCCUGUGGCAGACUCGCGGGGCACAGACCGUAAGACGGUGUCCCAGAACAAAGAAAGGAAUGACAUUGCAUUUCCUAAUCUUGAGUCACCCGUUGUGUCCUCCGCCUUAAAACCCCCUUCUAAUAAUGCUCUCAAAAGGGAGAGAGAGAGACCUCCUUUGCCUAAGAUUUUAUCUAAAUCAGAAACUGCCAAUGGCCGACAUACCACCAUAAAAGAAACUCAGUCAGAAAAGAAAGUUUCACCAACAGAAAUUGUACUUGAAUCUUUCCAUAAAGCAACAGCUAAUAAGGAGAAUGAAUUAUGCAGCGAUGUCGAAAGGCAGAAAAAUCCAGAAACUUCAAAACUGUCAAAUGGACAGCAAAAUGGAGGUUUACGGAAUGAGAAAACCAUAGCUUCACUGCAAGAACUAACCAAAAAACAAGGCACAUCUUCAAAUAGUAAAAAUGUCAUUUCAGUAGGUACAACUGUGAAGGAUCCAAAACAAGAACAAAUGAAAUGUGCCAGUUCUCUGAUUAACCCAUUAACCAAACAUGCCACCGAAGUGUUGCCAGAUGGCCAGUGGCCUAGCCCCGUAAAUAGGCUUCCCGAUAGUUCCGAUGCACCCGUCCCCCGGACAUCUGGCUCAGGGGCAGGGGACAAACAUAAAGAGGAGCCUAGAGAUGGUAUCAAGGUCCCCUCUAGUAGGCGUUUUGGUGAAGACAGUGGCACAGCCAAGGUAAUGGUCCCUCCUGUCACCCCAGACUUGCCUGCCUGUAGCCCUACCAGUGAGACAGGGAGCGAGAACAGUGUAAGCAUGGCUGCCCACACCCUCAUGAUUCUCUCCAGAGCAGCCAUCUCCAGGACUGCCUCGACGACUCCUCUCAAAGACAAUACCCAGCAGUUCCGAGCCUCUUCCCGGAGCACCACAAAAAAGCGGAAAAUCGAGGAAUUAGAUGAACGUGAACGAACCUCUCGUGCUUCUAAUAAAAAUCUUGCAAAUUCAUCACUCCCAAUGAAAAAGAAGAAAAUAAAGAAAAAGAAGCUACCCAGUUCAUUUCCAGCUGGAAUGGAUGUGGACAAAUUUUUGUUAUCAUUGCAUUAUGAUGAGUAAACAUUCUGAACAUAAAAGAACAGUAGCUAUUUAAAACUCGUAUCCCUUAAACUAUGAGUGUAGGGAAUGAGAUAUUGACAGAGCCUAAAAGCAUGACCUGCACUUUCCUUAUACUGAAACUUCACUUUAUAUCUGAAUCAUGCUGUUUCUGAAGCAGCUUCCUAGUUUGUAAAUAGAUUUACCUAGUAUAUUUUUUAUUUUGGGAAAAACAUUUGCAGAAAUGUAAGUAAAGCCAAUCUGCAAAACUGUAUAGCUCUGACACUUACGUGCUGUAAAUAUUGUAUAAAUCUUGUUGAAAUAGAAGUUAAAUCAACCUAGUGUUCUUACAUUGUGUUUUUUGACUUGUGAUCCCUAACUGAGGCUUAUUCAUCUGGAGUAGUUUCUCACUUCUUUGGGGGAAAAAUGAUGCUUUUCCUUAUAAAAUUGCCUUCAGUAACUGUUGUACAAGACAUUUAAAGACGGCCACAAAGUAGGACAAAGGUGACGACAACCUCAGUUGGUGGUGGAGCAAUUAGAAAUGAACAAUUUAGGUUUUUCCUAGAGUGAAUACUUUAUUACCCCUUCUUAUAAUUGCAGUAAAGAUUAUAUUCCUGAAAUUUUACACUUUAAUGUGUUUCUCCUGGUCGUUCUGGUCUCUUUGUUCUAAAGAGAGAAUUUUGUAAACCAUUUCUGAGUGUUCUGAUCUUUUGUUUAUAACUUUUAGGAUCUUUUACAGAACUUUAAAUGUUUAGACUAUUGAGCCAUACAAAGUUUAUGUAGUAGUUGAGAUUUCUUGGUAUGUAUAUACUUUUUCCCAUAUACUGGGGAUUUGAAGAAUUGCACUAAUUCAUAGAACUUCAUACAUAGUAGUGACCAGUGCACAUUUAAUUUAAAUCUUGUAUUCUAUGUUAAAGCUUGUAUGGAGGAUUAUCUUCUGGUAUCCUUUUAGAAAGCCAUGUCCAUCAUAAGAUGUAAAAGAGAAAUCAUAGUUUUAUAUUUUAAUUUAGUUUCUCCUGAACUGGGCUAUGUUAAAGAACUGUAUCUGUACUGAGAUAUAAUGCUCUGUCUCUGUGCCCCUAAGGUGUUAAAGAGUUACUCUCAAGAAGUCCUUAAGGAGAAUGAAAGAGGUGCCUUCUCUGUGUCAACUCACACACAUCAGUAAAGUUGAAAAAUUGGUUUAAACUUUUAAAUGAGAACAGAAAUUAUCAUUAAUAUCUGACCGAUUGUGCCUAGAUUAAAGUAUAUUCUCUUAAGUGCUUUCUGUUUGGUUGAAUAUCAGUAUAUCAAGGAUUUUUUUCUACAGGUGUAUAUGUUGUUAAAGGGUUAUUUUCCUCAGCCUUUUUUUUUUUUAUACUAGGCCUUUAAAAAACUAAAUCCAUUCUACUCCUGUUUCUCAGUGUGGAAAUCACGUCAUAAUUGCUGAGCCUUACUGCAGAAAUAUGUCUUGUUAAACAUUUCUGUGAUAUGGCGGGGGCCUAUUCCUAAAGAACUACAUAUCAUACCCGUAAUGUUUAUUUAACUCAACUUGAUGCUGUACUACAGUUAGGUUUGAAUAAAUAUUUUCAUUAACUGCAAAAGUUUGAAUUACUUUAUAUUGGCAGUCAUUCUCAAGUAGAUACUUUCAUUAAAUUCCUUUGCAAGUCACUUUUUCAGAAGUUCACAUAGCGUUGGAAAACAUUUCCUUCUUAUUGAAUUAAUAUGUAUUAAUAGGUGCUAAGUACUAAAAAGUCAUACACAGAGUAAGUUCACUUUAUUCAAGAUUCUUAGGCACUAGCCAAGAGCUGCACUUGAUACGGUCCAAAAACAACUUAUAUGCUUGCAGCUUUCAUUCAUGUUAAAGAGCAAAACCAUAAUUCCCUUUUUACCUUAAAAGUCCAAAUUCCUGGACAUAAUUGUAGUGUAUACCUGGUAACCUAUUUUAACAUUCAGAUGCCCAGGGAAUGCAUUUCAGGGUCAGGGUAUAUACACCAUAAACUACUUGUGGCUACUUUGAGAACUACAUGUAAGGAUCCACUCUUUAUUUUGGACAUUAUUUAGUGGUUAAUGCCUUCAACGUGUGCCAAAUCUGGGAAUUUUUGUAAUUAAAAGAUUUGAUUAUUUUAGCCCUGGAUAUUGUUAGAACCUUUUAGUAGUAUGUUGAAACAUCCAUCAGCACUCAGCCAAAGUCUGGAUGUCAUGACUCUUAAGGAGAGUUAAGUAUGAAGCUUCAAUACGAUGUCAUUUCAAAUGCUUGUUGUUAUGUAUUUUGCAGUCAUUAUUUCUCAAGCCACCAUCCUUUGGCCACAGGCUCAACUUCUUGAAAUUCUGUAUUAAGUUUUGACUUUACUAUUAGAUGUUUUCUUUUAAUAGACUUUUUUCUUUUUAUAAAAAAAAUUAACAUUUGGCAUACCUUUUUCCUAUUUUUUCUACAUACCUGAACUUAAACAGCAAAUACAACUUCCUAAUGCUUUUCAGUUUUUAUAUAUUAUAAAAAAAGAAAACCAUAUGACAACCAUUAAGAGUCAUUUUAAUUUAUAAAUGAACAAAAAGCUUAGAAAGUCUUCAAAAAAAAAAAACAGCACUGACAGAUUUGUAACCAAAUAGCUAUUUAUAUUAUCAGCUGCUUUCUUAGACAUUUUAGAGUGGAAUUACCAAAUUAAAAACUUAGUAUAUAUCUUUUUAAGGAUCUCAAUACAUUUUGCCAAAUUACUGCAGAAAAUUUUUUUCAGUUUACAUUCCUGCCAGCAAAUUAUCAUUUCUGCCAUAGCAUGUGCUUAUCACUUACCAAAGAUACAUACAGUCAAAGACGUCAUCACUGGUUUCUAGGCUUUUAUUUCUUAUUAAAAUUAGGAGUUAGCUCCCAGCCCAUAUAAAAUUUGUUUUGAUACCUGGUGUGAAGUACAGAUCAGAGUAUAUUUUUUCCCUAAACAUUUAACCACUUGACUUGGUAUAACUGGUUAAGGUUUCUCUCUUCACACACAUUUACUUAAAAUGUCUCUUACCCUGUACUGACUCAAUUUCUUGUUCACAAUUCUAAAAUUCAAAAGGUUCUAACAACCCAUUUUUCUCCCUAAGUUUAGCAUCAAUUAUUUAAUGGCAAAACGUGACCUGAUUUGACAUGAGGCUACAUGAAUCUUUAUCUCAUUUGGUAGGGAUAUUCAUAUUUUAUUACUAGAAAAGUAGUAAUGUGCUUAUUAAAAUGUGCUGUUUGAGAUUGAACAGGGUGUAUGUGACAUAUACAUCAUGUUACUUUUUAAAAAUCCUAAAUAUUCUGAAUCCUGAAACCCAGCUAACCAUAAAGAUAGAAGAGCAAAGACUUUGAACCUUUGUUAAAUUUAUACAUCUUUACAUACACUGUAGUGUGUAGAUUAUUUUGUACCACUGAUCAAAUCAUUAUAGCUUUGUGUCUGUUUUAACUAUUCUUCUUCCAAGUAUUCACUCCUUCCAUGCUUGCCGAUUAACUUUUUUAGAAUCACUUGUUUAAUUUCAAAUUAAAAUUCUUUUGGAAUAUUCAUUUGAAGUACAUUAACCCUGUAAGUUAACUGAUACUGAAAGAAGCAAAUGGUAAGGGCAGUAUGGUGAGUAUCCAUAAUUUUGUAGUUACUGCUAGUCUUAUAAAUUCCUUGCUGAACUGGGUAUUUUGUUGUUUGUUGUAUUCGUGAAGAACUCUUCCAUUGUUAUAACUGGUUAUUGCUUUUUUAGUUAGUGUAAAAUUUUUAUGGAAGCAUAACAUAGAAAAAGUGCACCAACUAUUAAGUUCACAAUUCAGUGGAUUUUCUAAAAGUACUCACAUCCACUUAAUUACCCAGAUUGAGACCAGCACAUUGCUGGUACCCCAGAAUCCCUCUAGUAACUGCUAACUCCCAGGGUAAUAAUUAUCCUGACUUCUGCCACCACAGUUUCAGCUUUUUUUUUUUUAACAGUUUAUGUAUUCAUGCAGGAUAUAGUCUUUUAUAACUUCUUUUGCUCAGCAUUGCAAAAGAUCCACCCAUGUAUGUAAUUCAGAUGUCUUCCAUGCUAUGUAUUUUUUCCUUGUGUUUAUCCAUGUUGUAUUAUACCACAGUUAAUCCAUUUUGUAAUCGGUGAACAUUUAUUUUCAGUUUGGGGCUAUUAGAAAUAGAACUGUGACUAUAUUUAUACAUUUUUUGUGGUGAAUGUAUUACAAUUCUCAGUUGGAUAUAUAUUCAGUAGGUUUGCUGGCUCUUAGGGUUGCAUAUAUCCAACCCUGUUCAGAUUUUUCAGUUGUCCAGAGUGGUUUUACCAAAUCCUACUAUCAACAGUGUAAGGAGAGUUCCAUUUGUUCUACAUCAUUGUCAAUACUUGGUAAUUUCAUUUUAGCCAUUUUGGUGGUGUAUAUUGGCAUCAUAAUGCAGUUUUACUUUAGUUCUUCCUGAUAGAACUGAACACCAUUUCAUAUGCUUACUGGCCAUUUGGAUGAUGGGUCUCCUUUUGUGGAGUAUCUGUUCCUAUCUUUUGACCACUUUUGUAUUGAGUUUUCUGCCUUUUUCUUACUGAUAUGUACAUGUGCUUUCUGUGUUCUAGAUACAAGUCCUAGUUCAAAUAGAUAUAUGAUGUCUGAAUAUUUCACCAUGUUUUUCUUCUAGCAAUUUUAUUGUUCAACCUUUUGUAUUUUGAUUAAUCAUCCAAUUAACCCAGCACCAUUUUUUUUUAAGAUUUUUUUAUUUAUUUAUUUGACAGCGAGAGAGGGAACACAAGCAGGGGGCGUGGGAGAGGGAGAAGCAGGCUUCCCACUGAGCAGGGAGCCCGAUGCGGGGCUCCAUCCCAGGACCCUGGGAUCAUGACCUGAGCCAAAGGCAGAUGCUUAACGACUGAGCCACCCAGGUGCCCCUACCCAGCACCAUUCUUGAGAAAGACUUUCCCUUCCCAAAUACACUGCACUGUUACCACUGUCAUGAGCUAAUAAACCAUGUACGUCUGAGUUUGCUUCUGGACACUAAUCUGUUCCAUUGAUCGACUUUUUUUAAUUGAAGUAUAAUUAACAUACAAUGUUAGGUUACUUUCAGUUAUGCAACAUACUGAUUCAGCAAUUCUACACAUGACUUGGUGCUCAGCACAGUAAGGGUAGUCACCAUCUGUCACCAAAAAACGUUAUUAUAGGAUCAUUAACUGUAUUCCCUCGGCUGUACUUUUCAUCUCCGUGACUUACUAAUUUUAUAACUGGAAGUUUGUACCAUUGGUGUACGUUUUAAAGAUGUGCCAGUAACACACCAUCGUAAUGAAUGUAGGAAAUUUGUUUUAGGUUUUUAUGUUUGAGCCACUUACUAAGAGCUCUAUUAGAACUAAUGGUUUUUCUGAUGCUUAGUUUUUAUUUCCUAAGGAUGUAUCCUCUCUAAUUAUUUCCUUUUUUUUUUUUAAAGAUUUUAUUUAUUUAUUUGAGAGAGAGAAUGAGAG
Molecule: messenger RNA, 9880 nt
Organism: Zalophus californianus (California sea lion)
Lineage: Eukaryota; Metazoa; Chordata; Mammalia; Carnivora; Otariidae
Product: protein NPAT
Exons: 18
Coding region: 176-4510 (1444 amino acids)
Cellular component (GO): nucleus
Molecular function (GO): transcription coregulator activity; protein binding
Source: RefSeq, a predicted model, not a curated record